GAUCAAUUUGCCAUCCUUGCGCACAACGCAAAGAUGUCGUCGACUCCGUCUUCACGCCGUCGAGGUCACUCCUCACGUAAUUCUCAAUCUUCCUCACCUGCCCAACCGCCACAAGCCACUCCCAAAAGCUCAAGACAGACCGCCAAUGCUGCCGCAGUUGCAUCAUCAUCACCAUUGUUCUUCCAAUCUUCGCCCGCUCGAUCAGGAAGGGCAGGCCCAUCUCAUCUUCCGAGCGAUGGGAUGAUCAUUAGUUCACCACCAAGAAACUCGUCUCAUGCAGGAGAUCGCGAGACCACGCCCCGCCCAAGCAAUCGGCCAGUCCAAGAAUCGUCUCCUGUUCGUUAUGAUCCAAGUUCGAGCCCUGUACGAAGCUCCCAACGCCUUGCGUCCGAUGUUCCCACCAGCAGCAGCGGCCUGUUUGUUCGUCAAGACAGACCACCACGAAUCUCAUCGAGAAGAGGUGAUAUUCAUUCGGAUGCCUUUGCUCCCUCGCCAGCAAACCGGCGCCGAAUCUUUGUUGGUGAAGAUGGUAUGCCUGUUCGAGAUGCUGGAGAACCUGGCUCCGAAGCAACCUUCACCAAUAUCAAUCCAGACACUUCUGAGGCAGAUGUGCUGGGAGGCGAUUCUACACGAGUCAUCUGGGGAACAAAUAUCUCCAUUGUAGACUCAAUCGCUGCAUUCAAGAGCUUUCUCUUCAACUACACCACCAAAUACAGAAUGUGGGCAGACGGCGCCAGCGAAGAGGAGACCAAGAGCCUCGGGGCUGCUGCAGACGAGAAAGAGUAUUACAAUAUGUUGCAAAAUAUGCGCGCAGCUGGUAUCAAUGGUCUUAACCUUGACGCCAGAAAUCUCAAGGCAUAUCCUGCAACUCUGAAACUUUGGCAUCAACUGCAAGGCUACCCACAAGAGAUCAUCCCCCUGAUGGAUCAGACACUCAAGGAUGUAAUGGUCGAGCUUGCACAGAAGGAGAUGCGAGAACUGCAAAGAAAUCAUGCAACAUCCGCCUCACGCGCCAGAAAUGGAAGCUCGGUUCCACCUCUUCCCACUUCAGAUCUAGGCUCUACUCCGGGACCUAGCGCCAGCCAUCAACCAGAUGAUAUUCCCGAUCUCGUCGAGGAGGCAGAAGUCCGUAACUGGAAGGUUGCUGUGUUCGGUUUGGACAAGACCGUCAACAUGCGGGAGCUGGAUCCUGCCGAUAUCGACAAGCUUGUCUCCAUCAAAGGUCUUGUCAUUCGAACCACACCAGUCAUCCCAGACAUGAAAGAGGCAUUCUUCAAGUGCAGCGUCUGCGAUCACACCCUGUACGUUACUAUCGACCGUGGAAAGAUCGCAGAACCCACAGAAUGCCCUCGCCAGGCUUGUAAAUCCAAAGAUGGAAUGCAAAUUGUACACAACCGAUGCGUCUUUGCCGACAAGCAAGUCAUCAAACUGCAAGAGACCCCCGACUCCGUGCCUGACGGGCAAACGCCACACAGCGUUUCUCUCUGCUGUUACGACGAACUGGUCGACGUCUGCAAAGCCGGAGACCGAAUUGAAGUCACGGGCAUUUUCAGAAGCAACGCCGUGCGCGUCAAUCCGCGCCAACGAACCAUCAGAUCGCUUUUCAAGACCUACAUCGAUGUUCUCCACGUCCAAAAGGUCGACAAGCGGAAAGUCGGCAUUGACGCCUCCACCAUCGAGCAGGAACUCGCCGAACAAGUCGCAGGAGAUGCAGAGCAAAUCCGUCGAAUCACCGCCGAGGAAGAAAUCAAGAUCAAAGAAACAGCCGCCCGCGCCGACAUCUACGACCUCCUUUCACGAAGUCUCGCGCCCAGCAUCCACGAGCUCGACGACGUCAAAAAGGGAAUCCUUCUCCAAUUGUUCGGAGGCACCAACAAAUCCUUUGAAAAGGGCGGCAGCCCCAAAUAUCGCGGCGACGUCAACAUCUUGCUGUGCGGUGACCCGUCAACAGCAAAGUCCCAAUUGUUGCAAUACGUGCACAAAAUCGCACCGCGAGGUGUCUACACAUCCGGCAAGGGAUCAUCGGCCGUCGGUCUAACCGCAUACGUGACUCGCGAUCCAGAAUCCAAGCAACUGGUCUUGGAAUCCGGUGCACUUGUCCUAUCGGAUGGUGGUGUAUGUUGUAUCGAUGAGUUCGACAAGAUGAACGAAUCCACACGGUCGGUGCUGCAUGAAGUGAUGGAACAACAGACUGUCUCUAUCGCAAAGGCAGGUAUCAUCACGACACUCAAUGCGCGUACCAGUAUCCUCGCAUCAGCCAACCCGAUCGGCAGCAAAUAUAACCCCAACCUCCCUGUUCCUCAGAACAUCGACCUUCCUCCGACUUUGCUCUCCAGAUUCGAUUUGGUAUAUCUUGUAUUGGAUCGCAUCGACGAAAGCAAUGAUCGACGCUUGGCCCAACAUUUAGUUGGCAUGUAUCUUGAAGAUACACCAGAGAAUGCAUCACAGGAUGAAAUCUUGCCCAUCGAAUUCCUCACCACCUACAUCUCCUACGCCCGAACCAACAUCCACCCAACCAUCACACCCCCGGCCGCCGAAGCCCUGACCAGCGCGUACGUCGCCAUGCGCGCACUCGGCAAUUCCAUCCAAGCAUCCGACCGACGCAUCACCGCUACAACACGACAACUCGAAUCCAUGAUCCGACUGUCCGAAGCACACGCGAAAAUGCGCUUGUCACCUACCGUCGAAUCAUCCGACGUCGACGAAGCCGUCCGACUGAUCAAAUCCGCCAUUAAAGCUUCAGCAACCGAUGCCCGUACUGGUCUCAUUGAUAUGGGCUUGUUAUCUGAAGGUGGCAGUGCGAGUGAUCGACGACGGAAAGAGGAUUUGAAGAGAGCGGUUUUGGCGGCGAUUGAUGGUGAUGCAGUGGUGAGGAGUGGAAAUCCCGUAAGAUAUGCGGAUGUGUAUCGAAAUGUGGGCGAUGGAAGUUCGGUGGAGAUUGAGGGCGUUGAGUUCCAGGAGGCGGUGAGGGCGUUGGAACAGGAAGGCAAGGUGCAGAUUAUUGGUGAUGGUGGGAGGAGGACGAUUCGAAGAAUUACGGGGGUUUAGACGAUGAAUGAGGUCGAGAUGAGUACGGUCGAUGACAUGUGUGAGAUGCAAUAUCCCACUCACUCCCGCUCAUGGAUUCAGAACGAGGUACGGAGUACUCAGAAGAGAAGGGUCACCGGAACUUGCUAUGUACGAGGACGAUUCAUAAGAUGGGCGGUCUUCCCUUGUGGUGAUGAAUGGCCAGGGGCUAUACGAGAAACAAAGUAGAAUGAUUCACGCGGCUGGGUGCGGAGUUUGGUGUGGAUAUAAAUCUUGUUGCAAGAUCACAUUACAGCAGUACGAUUGUUUAAUUGAGAUGCAGUC
Messenger RNA from Exophiala mesophila, 3351 nucleotides. RefSeq lists its product as uncharacterized. NCBI's taxonomy places the organism in Eukaryota, Fungi, Ascomycota, Eurotiomycetes, Chaetothyriales, Herpotrichiellaceae. The coding region runs from base 34 to 3048 and encodes 1004 amino acids. The record is from RefSeq and is a predicted model, not a curated record. Gene Ontology annotation, biological process: double-strand break repair via break-induced replication; DNA strand elongation involved in DNA replication; mitotic DNA replication initiation. Gene Ontology annotation, molecular function: ATP binding; single-stranded DNA helicase activity; single-stranded DNA binding. Gene Ontology annotation, cellular component: MCM complex; nucleus. The transcript is spliced from 3 exons.